CCUAGCUUAACUCGGCCCAACGUCAAAGUCUAUCUACUAUUGCCAAAACGUAUUGUUCGAUAUACAACACCAUUAGAACUACUUUCUUGUCCUACACCCAGACGAUCAUAAUGGGCCUGAUACUGAAUCCUGGGGCUUAUGGACCCUUACCGACCUUCUUCAAUGAAAAGCAAGAAAUCGACUACGAAUCCUAUGAGAAGCAUUUACUCAAUCUUGCUAGAAGAGGAAUCAAUCCUGUGUGCGCGGGGUCGCUUGGCGAAGCUGUACACUUGUCUCCAGAGGAACGGGUGGAUCUCAUCAAAUUCAUACGACGCACACUCGACGAUGCUGGCUUGACGGACAUGCCCAUUGUGGCAGGUGUGGGCGGUUCAAGUACCAGAGAAACAGUCAAACUCGCACAUGCGGCUGGCAAUGCCGGAGCAGAUGCAGGUCUAGUCAUCCUUCCUGCUUAUUACGCUGCCAGCUUGAGCACCGACCAGGACCAGAUCAUUCAAUAUUACGUCGAUAUCUGCAAAGAAUCGCCUAUUCCACUCUUUCUGUACAACUUCCCAGCGAAUGCGGGAGGAUUGGACAUGUCAUCGGCUGUAAUCGAGGCUGUGAUACGCCAGGCACCCAACUUGUGCGGCGCCAAACUCACCUGUGGCGGUAGUGUUUCGAAGCUGGUCCGCCUCUCAUCCUUUAUCAAUAGCGAGCCGUCUGUCAAUACAUCCCGCCCAUAUCCAUUCCUUCUCUUGGAUGGGCUGAUCUCUGAUCUAACACCGUGGAUGAAAAGCGGCGGCCAUGGCACCGUCAGCGGCAUACCCAACUUUGCCCCGGCUGCGUCUAUGCGGCUGUGGGCACUCCUAAUCAAGCCCAAUUUGACAGAAGAUGAAAGACAAGAAGCAGAUAGGAUUCAAUACAUUCUGUCUAAUGCUGAUGUGGCAGCUGUGCCUGCAGGUGUAAGGGGAAUGAAAUAUGUUUUGCACAAGUUACAUGGGUAUGGGAUAGACCCUAGACGGCCCUUGUUGAAACUGGGAGAAGCUGAAGGAGAAAGGUUGAUGUCACAAUUUGAAGAAAUGAUCCAAUUGGAGGCUAAGUACUCCAAGACAGCGUAGUCUAUAGAUUUAGAGACUAAUGGCAUGGAACAAAGGCUUUGUGAAACGAUGCCAUACCAUGUCCUUGAGUGUCUUCAAUCUAAGCUCAGGCUACUGAUAGAUGCUCGAGUCUCCAUAGUGCAUAUGGGGGAGUUUUCUCUGAUAAGCUAAUGUAAAUAAGAGUUUUCUGACUUGUGCAAAAUCUCAAGUAUCGUCAUAUCACUGCUUGGAUAAAUCAUGUUAUUGAGUAUUGGUAUUAAGUAUGACAUUGCCAUCAAGACAUUCAUGAAACUAGUGCUGAUAUAGGACACCGUCAUCACGAGCUAAAAG
This is a messenger RNA of Colletotrichum godetiae, 1403 nucleotides long. Its product is annotated as putative dihydrodipicolinate synthase. Gene Ontology annotation, molecular function: 4-hydroxy-tetrahydrodipicolinate synthase activity. NCBI's taxonomy places the organism in Eukaryota, Fungi, Ascomycota, Sordariomycetes, Glomerellales, Glomerellaceae. The transcript has 8 exons. Bases 111 to 1094 code for a protein of 327 amino acids. The record is from RefSeq and is a predicted model, not a curated record.